UGAGCUAUGUUCCAAUGCGGUCGCCUUCACAGGUUUUAUCUUGCUCCCUCCUCGAUCAUACAUCCUAACCACUCAACAGUAAACGUCGUCAUAGUUAUCUGCCACGUAAACCGAAGUAGUAAAAUAAGGUUUUAAAAUCCGUGUUUAAAUCACAUUUUCAAGUCCAUUUUCCAUCGCUUUUUGAUAAAAAGCAUCAUCCAAUUCAAAUGUACAAUAAUAGUGUGAGCAGUGAUUUGCUGCCGCCGACGGAGACAAUUGCCGUGACAUAGACGCCGUCUCCGCCGUGGAUGGGCCAGUCACACUCAAUUACAACCGGAAUUGCUAAUCGCCGAAGAGAUAACGUCGUCGAUCACAGUUGCAGAUCGAUGGCGAUAGCGCCUAAAGAUCCCAAGGAACUUCGUUCGUUUUUAACGGAGGAAAAGGUUCAGGAGGAGGAAUGUGAUUCCGGAGAUAUAUCAAUUCUUCCAGACGCGUGUCUGGCUUGCAUUUUCCAGUUACUCGGAUCCGGCGAUCGGAAGCAAUGUUCACUCGUUUGCCGGCGGUGGCUUGAAAUCGAGGGACAGAGUCGUCACCGUCUCUCUCUCAACGCUGAAUCGGAACUAAUUUCCGUCGUUCCGUCUCUCUUCUCUCGAUUUGACUCCGUCACGAAACUCUCCCUCAAAUGUGACCGUAGAUCCGUGAGCAUCGGCGACGAAGGGCUAAUUUUAAUCUCUCAACGUUGCCAAAACCUUACGCGCCUCAAACUCCGAUCAUGUCGACAAGUAACGGACUUAGGGAUGAUCAGUUUUGCGAAGAACUGCAAAGGUUUGAAGAGGCUUUCGUGUGGAUCUUGCACUUUCGGUGCUAAAGGAAUGAACGCUAUCCUCGAUAACUGCUCGGCUCUAGAAGAAUUAUCGGUGAAGCGAUUACGUGGCAUCAGUGACGGAGCGGGAGCGGCAGCAGCAGCGGCAGCGGAACCAAUUGGACCUGGUUUAUCCGCAUCAUCUCUUAAACUCAUCUGCUUGAAGGAUCUCUACAAUGCACAGUGUUUUGGACCACUGAUAAUGGGGGCGAAAAAUCUCACAACACUAAAGCUAUUUAGGUGUUCCGGAGAUUGGGAUAAACUACUGGAGCUUGUUACUGAUCACGUCGAGGGAUUGAUCGAAGUCCAUCUGGAAAGGCUACAGGUGAGUGAUGCUGGGCUCACAGCCCUUUCCCGUUGUCAAAACUUGCAAAUAUUGCACAUCUUGAAAACACCAGAUUGUUCAAAUUUAGGGUUAAUUUCUGUUGCUGAGAACUGUAAGCUUUUGAGGAAGCUUCACAUCGAUGGCUGGAAAACCAACAGAAUAAACGAUGAAGGGUUGAUCGGCGUCUCCAAACACUGCCCUAACCUUCAGGAGCUAGUGCUUAUCGGUGUUAAUUCUACUCGUGUAAGCCUAGAACUCCUAGCUACAAAUUGCCAGAAGUUAGAGCGAUUAGCAUUAUGUGGAAGUGAAACAAUUGGGGAUGCUGAGAUUUCCUGCAUAGCUGAGAAAUGCACAGCUUUGAAGAAGCUCUGCAUCAAGAGUUGCCCUGUUUCUGAUCAUGGAAUGGAAGCACUUGCAGGUGGUUGCCCUAAUUUGGUAAAAGUUAAGGUAAAGAAGUGCCGUGGAGUCACCGGUGAUGGUGCUGGGUGGUUGAGGGCUAGUCGGGAGUCACUGGCUGUCAAUUUGGACACCACCGAAGUUGAAAGCCAGGAUGCCGCCAGUGAUGGAGCGGUGGAGAACCCUCCUGCCACCAGCGAAAGUGGUGGCGCCAGUUCUAGCAAUACCACUACUAGAUCAACAUCAUUCAAAGCUAGAUUAGGGUUUAUUGCUGGGAAAACCUUGAGGAAGUGGUCAAGUUUCAAUGGUGGCUCUCGGAGUCAAUGAGUGGAAAUUUUCUGGUUUGCAUUAUAAUUCUUGUUUGACUUUUUAAUUGUGUGCUUGUUUUGUGCAUUUAGUCUUAUGCAUUCGAAAAUCAGUCUGCAUUUAUUGCUUUUUUGUUUUUAUGAAGCUUGUUAUUUACUUA
Molecule: messenger RNA, 2028 nt
Organism: Lactuca sativa (garden lettuce)
Lineage: Eukaryota; Viridiplantae; Streptophyta; Magnoliopsida; Asterales; Asteraceae
Product: F-box protein At1g47056
Biological process (GO): SCF-dependent proteasomal ubiquitin-dependent protein catabolic process
Cellular component (GO): SCF ubiquitin ligase complex
Molecular function (GO): protein binding
Source: RefSeq, a predicted model, not a curated record